Molecule: messenger RNA, 1980 nt
Organism: Microcebus murinus (gray mouse lemur)
Lineage: Eukaryota; Metazoa; Chordata; Mammalia; Primates; Cheirogaleidae
Source: RefSeq, a predicted model, not a curated record
GUGUCUCCCACCCGGGUCCCCGGGUCCGCUCCACACUCAGAGCAUAAACUCUCCCCACCCAGCACCAGCACUAUCACCGAACUGCACACCCAGGGAUGGCUCAGGACUCUGGGUCCUUCCCAGCACCUCAGACCCCAGUCCUGGUCCUCUCCGGCUAUGCCCUGCCAAGCACAGCACAGCCCGCCCCUCCUGCCAACCUUCCCUGACCCAGCGCCCCCUCUGCAGGCACCACGCCACCGCCCACUCCGCGAUAACAGAAGCCCGUGACUGUGAGAGGAAUUUACAGCCCUACCUGGUGGCAGUGCUCCAUCACAGCAAGCUCGAGUGCAGGGGUGUCCUGGUGCACCCGGAGUGGGUGCUCACAGCUGCCCACUGUAUGAGCGACAAGUACGACGUGUGGCUCGGCCGCAACAGUCUCUCUGAUGAGGACCAGUGGAUCACAGCCAUGCGCAGCUUUCCGCAUCCCAAAUUUGACAUGAGCCUCCUGACUCCUGAGACGUCCCCUCAGAGUGACUUCAGCCACAACAUCAUGCUGGUCCACCUGAACAAUCCUGCCAAACUCACAGAUACUGUGCGCGUGGUGGACCUUCCCACCGAAGAUCCCAGAGUGACCAGCACCUGCUACACCUCCUCCUGGGGCAGAGGCGACCCAAACAGACCCAAGAGGCCGGACGAUUUGCUGUGCUUGGAACUCAGAGUCCUGCCCAAUGACACAUGUGUCAGAGACCUUGGCAAGACACCAAAAAACACCAUGGUGUGUGCUGGGGACUGGGAAGGCAGCAUGAGCUCGUGCCAGGGUGAUUCAGGGGACCCACUAAUCUGCAAUGCUAUUCUACAAGGCAUCGCACUGUGGAACAAAACUCCAUGUAGCAAGCCCCAUUUCCCCACCUGGUACACCCCAGUGCUGCCAUAUGUGCAGUGGAUCAGGGACACCAUGGCCGCCAACCCCUGAAUGUCCUGCACUGAGCCCUGACAUCAGUAAAAUCAAAUGUUCUUCAACCUCUAGUGUCAUCAUUCCAAACAGGAAGCACCUGGAAGCUUCAGACUCAGGUGGCUGAGGCUAGAGCCCCGCCCCCCCUCCCCCCGCCCUGCUGACCUGUGUCCUGAGGUGUGGAGUCAGGGGAAGGGGGAAAGGACGCUGCAGCAGCAGACAUGUCCCAGUGCUUCUGCAACUGGGCAAGCUUGUCCCCUCCACUCACCACGCCCCACCCCAGGGCACACUGGCAAUUUCUGGUCACCUCCUCUCACACAGUUUCUAUGAAGACACACACAGGAGGUGAGGGUCUGUGUUAUUUGUGUGGUGCAGAGAUGGAGAAGGAGUAGGCUCCCCCUGGGAGAGUAGACAAUGACACCCUGGGGACGCACUGCACAGAGCACUGAGCAGGAGCUGCAGGCGUGACACAGCACACAGCAGGAUGGGCCCUCCAGCCUAGCCCGAGGGACAUGUGGGAACCCGGGAUGAGACCUCUCAUGUCAUACCCGCACAUCCACUAAACUGCAUGCCACAAAUACUCCACUAGAGCACAGUCACGUAAGAGAGCCUCCUGAACACUCUGGGGAGCGGGUGGGACCCGAGUGUGGGGAUGAAACCGAAUACACUAGUUACUGAAGGUGUGAGCCAGUGAAUGAGUGAAUGAGUGAGUGAGUGAAUGAAGAAAAAUCAGUAGGCGGGCCUGCCAUGAACUGCUACCUCAAUAUUCCAUGGACUAAGAAGUACAACUGAGUCAAACCUCUGCUCAUGAAGACUAAGAGAAUGAGGAGGAAACCAUGAUAGACAUAAACAGGCAACGUGACAGACACCAGGCAGAGAGAGGAGAAGCCAUUAAGAGACACUGAGGUACACACCUGCAGCAACCCAGAGGCACUGAAAGAAGAAUGAGGGGGACAGAGAUGCAGAGGGGACAGAGAGAACAACUCUAGAACGGCAGAGGAAACUGUGAGAAGGGCUCUGGGGACUGUGUCCCGGCCCCUACUCUUGCC